This is a messenger RNA of Schistosoma margrebowiei, 1029 nucleotides long. The record is from the annotation of a GenBank genome assembly. Lineage: Eukaryota; Metazoa; Platyhelminthes; Trematoda; Strigeidida; Schistosomatidae.
AUGAACACACCUGAACCUACUAUUCAGAAUAUUUUGGACUCAAGUACUUUGCGUUGGAUCUUUGUCGGAGGUAAAGGUGGAGUUGGAAAAACGACAUGCAGUUGCAGCAUUGCUGUUCAAAUGGCCAAAGUACGUGAGCGUGUUCUCAUUUUGAGCACGGAUCCUGCUCAUAACCUUUCGGAUGCGUUUGACCAAAAGUUUUCAAAAAAUCCUACUAAAGUUAAGGGUUUUAAUAAUCUUUUUGCUAUGGAAAUUGACCCAAAUGUGAACUUAGGAGAGUUCGAAGAGGAUCUAGUUGGUUCUGAAGAAGCAGCAGUUUCCGCUGAUAUACGUAAAACCAUAGGUCACUUGAUGACUUCUUUCCCUGGGGUGGAUGAGUAUAUGUCUUAUACAGAGGUGUUUCGGUUGGUCCGUAAUAUGGAUUAUUCAGUCGUCAUUUUUGAUACUGCUCCUACUGGCCACACACUACGAUUGUUAGCGUUUCCAGAGGCUAUGGAGAAAAGCCUUAGCAAAGUAGUCUCAAUGAAAAAUCAGUUCGCUCCAAUUUUAAACCAGUUAAUGGGCUUAGUCGGAAUGAACAGUACACAAGGUGGUGAUUUAACAAAUGCAAUAGAAACACGUUUACCUAUCGUUAAAGAAAUAACAAAGCAGUUCAAAGAUUCCACUCAGACUACAUUUGUAUGUGUUUGCAUACCCGAAUUUUUAAGCAUGUACGAAACGGAACGCUUAGUUCAAGAACUCACUGCACACGAUAUUGAUGUCCACAAUGUCAUUGUGAAUCAACUGUUGUUUCCAAAUUUAUUAUCAUCAUGUGAUGCCUCGUCUAAGGAUCAUUCGAAUGAACCUCCAUCUAACUGUCGAAUGUGCUUAGCACGUCAUCGGAUACAAUCGAAAUAUCUGGAACAAAUUUUAGAACUAUAUGAAGACAUGCAUGUCAUACAAUUACCUCAAUUAGAAAAUGAGGUAAGAGGAAUAAAGUCUGUUCAAGAAUUCUCCGAACUUCUUUUAAACCCUUACCGUAGGAAAUAA